Penicillium lagena is the source of this 492-nucleotide messenger RNA. RefSeq lists its product as uncharacterized. Bases 1 to 492 code for a protein of 163 amino acids. The record is from RefSeq and is a predicted model, not a curated record. Lineage: Eukaryota; Fungi; Ascomycota; Eurotiomycetes; Eurotiales; Aspergillaceae. The transcript has 2 exons.
AUGUGGGGCAUUGCCUUAUUGAGUGCAUGGCUGGCGGUUGGAGAAUUUGCAUAUGGCGCAGUACCAAAAGUGCCUGGGCAUGCUCCUAUCUCCUCGCAUCAAGACCUGUCAGCCAAAGUCUCCAGCAGAUAUAAAGCAGUACCAAAUGGGGUGGACUGGUAUGAUACUGACGGAGAAACGAUUGGAGCCUGGGGUGGGAACAUAUACUUGGAAGACUCGAUGUAUUAUUGGGUUGGACAGAGUGCGCCUUCCAUCACCAAUCAGACAAGUCCUGCAUUGGUCAACGUUCCAAUAUCAGUCUAUACUGCCGACGUUGAGGGAAAUCGUCCUUUGGCUUACAGUCUCGUCGAGCGGCCCAAACUCAUGAAGUCAAAGACGACUGGCAAAUAUAUCAUAUGGGCUGUAUGUAGCCUCCCCCUGCCUAACGUUGUCACUCUAUCAAACACAGGGAUUGAAUUCUUCAUAGCACUGGGAAAUGGCAAACUCGUAUAG